GUGCUCCAGUUGCGUCUGCAACAAAGGCGAACAAGAGAGCAACUUGUAGACCAGGGCAUCAUGCCACCUUUAAAAAGCCCAGCUGCAUUUCAUGAACAGAUUAAAAGCUUGGAAAGAGCCAGGACUGAAAAUUUCCUAAAGCACAAGAUUCGAAGCCGGCCAGAUAGAUCUGAAUUAGUAAGGAUGCACAUUUUAGAAGACUUGCUGAAUCCACUGGAUACAGGUGACCAACUGUCAAACCUACCAGAAACACUUGCUGAGCCAUCCUUGCAGGCAACUCAGAUGAAAUUGAAGAGAGCACGUCUGGCAGAUGAUCUCAAUGAAAAGAUUGCUCAGAGACCUGGACCAAUGGAGUUGGUUGAAAAGAAUAUACUCCCAGUCGACUCCAGUGUUAAAGAAGCAAUUAAAGGUCAGAAUAACUUCCCAGAAAACACAGAUGCUUUUUCAUUUGAUGAGGACAGCAGUGAUGCUUUAUCACCAGAGCAGCCAGCAAGCCAAGAAUCUCAGGGAUCUGCUGCUUCUCCUGGAGAGGUCAAAGCUAGCUGAGUCAGCUUCUCCCAUAUCCAACACAACAAAAAUUCUGAGCCCAGUAAUUAAUUCAGCUGUACCUGAGUUUUUUAAAAACCCGUUCCAACCGCUGAGAGCCUGUCACAAGAUCUACUGUACCGAAUGCAAUCUUGAAACCUGGACCAGCACUAGUAAAGCAAAGCCAGCCGAAGAAUGCAAAUGAAAAACCUCGCAGUAAAAAGUCAAAAGAACCCAAACCACGGGUAAAGAAGCUAAAAUAUCACCAGUAUAUUCCACCUGACCAGAAAGGGGAGAAAAAUGAACCAGAGAUGGAUUCCAACUAUGCACGUCUGCUACAGCAACAGCAACUCUUUCUCCAGCUUCAGAUCCUCAGCCAGCAACAGCAACACUACAAUUAUCAGACAAUCCUGCCUGCACCACUUAAGUCCUUGAAUGACAAACCAAGCAAUGGAAAUGUUGCAACCAACAAUGCGAACAACACCGCCUCAGUACAGAAUACAGUGAGCAGGCAAAACAGUGUGCCGUUUAAAAAAGCAGGACCCCUGCCCUCUAACUUGGACGAUAUGAAGGUUGCCGAACUCAAAAUGGAAUUGAAGAUUAGAGGCCUGCCAGUAUCUGGCACAAAAACAGAUCUUAUUGAACGUCUGAAGCCAUACCAGGAUUUAAAUAAUAAUGGUGUAGCUGCAAACACUUCCGCAACAGUCGCCACCACAGCAGCCAGCGCUUCUACGGGUAGUGGUGCCAUAGAGGAUGCUACAACAUUUACUGCGGCAGCUUUUAGUAGUUCUUCUCAAAACAUGAAUAUAGAGAUUGCUUCAUCUACAAAUGGAAACACCCAGGCAUCUUUGGAUGCCAUGAACUCCCCAUUACCCAUGUCUCCCACCCCUUCUGAACAAUCCAACUUCAGCACCGAAGACACUAACAUGACAGACACUUUUGCUGAGAUUAUGACCAUGAUGUCGCCUUCUCAGUUUAUGAAUGCUUCGCCUAUUAAAGUUGGUAUUAAUGAGGAUAGCAUAGGGGCUACCAGUGUUAGCACUAUAAGCAUGGACUUAGAUGCUGCAGAAAAAGACCGCAAGCUUCAAGAAAAAGAGAAACAAAUUGAGGAACUUAAGAGGAAGUUGGAACAGGAGCAGAAGCUUGUUGAAGUUUUGAAGAUGCAGCUUGAAGUAGAGAAACGUGGCCAACAACAGCCAUGUUCUAACAUCUUGGUAAACGUGGAUCAGAAGCACUUCACUGCUAAUAUUAAGGAGGAGAACUCUAUGUCUGACUGCCAGAAUUCUACUCCGGCUAUUUUAAGUGGCCAUUUGAUAGGACAGUCCACAGUAACUACUGGUGGUCAGAGUAUUAUUGCCAACAACGCUGUUGUCAUCAAACAUGAAGUUCCCAAUCCUGAACAUCAGAAUAUUAUCCAGCAAUUCUAUGUGACUUCUCAAAGGCCACCACAAGCUGUGGUAGCUCAGUCUCAAGCACUCCUAACCACUCCAACCGCUCAGAUUUUACUUCCUGUUUCUAUCAAAACUACGAAUGCAAUGCAACUCUCAGUAGUUCAGCCACAACCAGCAAGCACAGCUCAGCCUCCAGUUCUUACUACAACUGCUGCAGCGUUGGUCCAAGCACCUUCAUCUCAGAAACCACCUGCAGCUCAAGACAAGUUCUCAACACAUGCUCUGAACAAGAACCAGCAAACAAGAAAGGUUUGUGCUCCGACAACAUCAAACAAUAUAUUUUCAUAUCCGCAAAAUCCAGUCACCACAGUUCCACCAUCAUUUAAUACCAGCGGGUCAACUACAUCCCAGCAAACAAACAAGAACACAGCAGGCUGCUCCUGUGCAAAAUGGUCCAUCAACAGUUCAAGAGUCCAAUUCCACUUCCCCAUCGCAGCAGUACAUUGUUCGGCAUUCUUUGUUCAACAACUCCAGUGCUAAAUCAAAAGACCCUCCGCGCUAUGAAGAGGCCAUAAAACAGGUAAUGAAUGCACACAGCCAGCAGAUGGAUGACCUGUUUGAUAUUCUCAUUAAAAGUGGAGAGAUUUCCCCUCUUGUGAAAGAAGAGCCUUCCCCGAUAUCAAAAAUGCGACCCGUGACUGCCAAUGUAACCACCAUGCCAGUAAACACCGUGGUAUCAAGGCCACCACCACAGAUACAUGUAGCGCCUCCUCUGUCUUUGGAGCCCACAAACAGUCUGUCUAUUAGCUUAGAAAGUCAGCUGGAAGCAUUCUUAGAUGGCACUCUGCCAUCAGAAACUAACAUUCCUCACCUGGAUAGUCACAGUGACGGCAGAGAUACAUUUUCUCUAAUAGACGACUUGAACAAUGAUCUUCUCCAGCACCAUAGCAUACUGGACCAUGAUCCAACACCCAUGGAAACCACGGACACGCCAUUCACUGCAAACAGCUGCUUGUCCCUAGACCUUCAAGACACCAACCUGGACAACAUGGAGUGGCUGGACAUUACCAUGCCCAAUUCAGCCUCUUCUCUUACUCCCUUGGGCUCAACUAUUCCAAGUAUGUUCUCCACUGACUUUUUGGAUACUACCGACUUGCAAUUGCAAUGGGAAUAA
Molecule: messenger RNA, 3090 nt
Organism: Staurois parvus
Lineage: Eukaryota; Metazoa; Chordata; Amphibia; Anura; Ranidae
Source: the annotation of a GenBank genome assembly